UUAAGUGUUACAUUUUGGUUGCAGGAAUGAUGGCGUCGGCGGGGUCAGCCCAGAACGUGGGAAAGGGUUCCUUCAAGCCUGACUCGGAUGUUCACAUCACGUACGAGGAUCAGGAGAAGAUAAACCGGUUUGCCCGUCAUAACGCGAGACUGGAGGAGUUGAAGGAGGAGUUGAAGGGCAAGGAGACAGACCUGAGGAACAUCGGCGAUGCGGAGGAGGAGCUGAUCCUCGUCGACAGCUCCGGCGAGGACAUCCCCUGCCUGAUGGGCGAAGUGUUCGUCUAUCAGGACGGCGACCGGACCCAGAGCAUGCUCGAGCGGAUGAAGGAGCGGCUGCGGGGGCAGGUGGAUGCUCUCAAGGGACAGUGCAAGGAGGUGCAAGAGGCCAUGAGUGCCCUCAAGACCCAGCUCUACGCCAAAUUCGGUGACAACAUCAACCUGGAACCGGACGAGGAAUAGGCAGCAGCCAGGUGCAAACAAGUGAACGGAACUCUUUUCGAUGCAUCCAUCUGUUCUUGUGGCGACUGUGGGACUUGUGGAGAAGACUGAAUUUUUUCACUGUUUUGGCAGCUUUGACUGCCUGCCUGAGUCUUUCCCCUUAUUAAUAAAAAAUUUUGUCACAGGUAGAAUAAUGAUAUUAUUGCAGGGAAUGAAUUGAUUGUCAU
This is a messenger RNA of Darwinula stevensoni, 664 nucleotides long. NCBI's taxonomy places the organism in Eukaryota, Metazoa, Arthropoda, Ostracoda, Podocopida, Darwinulidae. The record is from the annotation of a GenBank genome assembly.